This is a messenger RNA of Pezoporus occidentalis (night parrot), 894 nucleotides long. Its product is annotated as basic proline-rich protein-like. The transcript has 4 exons. Bases 1 to 894 code for a protein of 297 amino acids. The record is from RefSeq and is a predicted model, not a curated record. NCBI's taxonomy places the organism in Eukaryota, Metazoa, Chordata, Aves, Psittaciformes, Psittacidae.
AUGGGCUCCAUCCAGCCCCACGCUGCUGGCUCUGCCUUGAAGCCAAUUGGAUCCCAAGCGGAUCCCAAGCGGAACUCAACGGGAUCCCAAGAGGAUCCCAACCAGAUCCCAGCAGGGACUCAACUGGAUCCCAUCCGGAUCCUAAUCAAGACUCAACUGGAUCCCAAGCGGAUCCCAACUGAACCUCAACCAGAUCCCAACCGGAUCCAACUGGAUCCCAACCAGCACUCAGCUGGAUCCCAACCGGGAUUCAACCAGAUCCCAACCAGCACUCAGCCGCAUCCCAACUGGCUCCCAACUGGGAUUCAACCAGAUCCCAACCAGGACUCAGCCGCAUCCCAACUGGAUCCCAAUGGAUCCCAACCGGGACUCAGCCGCACCCCAACUGGAUCCCAACCGGGAUUCAACCAGAUCCCAACCAGGACUCAGCCGCAUCACAACUGGAUCCCAACCGGAUCCCAACCAGGACUCAGCCGCAUCACAACUGGAUCCCAACUGGAUCCCAGCCGGAUCCCAACCAGGACUCAGCCGCAUCCCAACUGGUUUCCAACUGGAAUUCCACCAGAUCCCAACCAGGACUCAGCCGCAUCCCAGCCGGAUCCCAACCAGGACUCAGCCGCAUCCCAACUGGAUCACAACCGGAUCCCAACCAGGACUCAUCCACAUCCCAACUGGUUUCCAACUGGAAUUCCACCAGAUCCCAACCAGGACUCAGCCGCAUCCCAACCGGAAUUCCACCGGAUCCCACCCAGAUCCCCCCAUGGCUGUGGGGAUGGACGCCGCCCCCCCUGCCCUGAACCCCCCCCCCCCACCAUUUGGCUUCGCCGGUGCCUUACCCGCGGUGACGGCGUCACUGGAUCCCAUUCCCGGUAUUCCCGGCGGUACGAGCAAUAA